Molecule: messenger RNA, 953 nt
Organism: Musa acuminata AAA Group (dessert banana)
Lineage: Eukaryota; Viridiplantae; Streptophyta; Magnoliopsida; Zingiberales; Musaceae
Product: exocyst complex component SEC6-like
Exons: 7
Coding region: 174-449 (91 amino acids)
Biological process (GO): exocytosis; exocyst localization
Cellular component (GO): exocyst
Molecular function (GO): SNARE binding
Source: RefSeq, a predicted model, not a curated record
UUGUCAAAUCCCCGGCACCCCAUUUCCACUCCCAUAUCGACGAGCGAGACGAAGGCGGAUCGGAGAUUCAAACCACAAGAAGAAGGAAGAACUUGGAAGAGAAGGGAGGAGUUUGAGAAGGAACCGGGGGAAGUGUGCUUGGGGAUCGAUCGGAUCCGGCGGCAGCUGAGAAUAUGGAGAUGGAAUAUCUGGGUAUCGAGGCGAAGGAGGCCGCCGUCAGCGAGGUGGCCAAGAUCCUCCCCCUCCCGGACCUCCUCGUUUCCAUCGCCUCCAUCAAAGCCGACUACCUCUCCCGUCAACAGGCAAAUGAUGCACAACUCAGCACAAUGGUAGCGAAGCAGGUUGAGCAGGCACAUAAGGGCAUUGAUGCACUGGGUUUGUUUCAGAAAACAAUAAACCAGAUCCGUGAAAUUUUUUUGUCCAUUGAAAAAUGUGCCUAUACACAUUAGGUUCUACUUUCUUUCUUAUAUAUACCAUAUGAGACAUAUAGCUAACUAUUUUAGUUAUAACAAAUAGGUUGUGCCAAGAAUGCCAGACGUUGAUCGAGAAUGAUGACAAGAUUAAGCUUCUUAGCAAUGCUAGAAACAACUUGAACACAACGCUAAAGGAUGUUGGAGGGAUGAUGUCCAUUUCUCUUGAAGCGGCUGCAGCUCAUGAUUCUCUAAGGGAUGACAAGGAACUCAUUCACACAUUUGAGAGGUUAACAGCACUGGAUGGUAAGCGGCAUUUUGCAUUGGCAGCUGCAGCAUCUCACAAGGAAUAGGUUGGAAGGCUGAGAGAAUACUUUGGGGUCAUAUCUCCAAAGAGAAUACUUUGGGGUCAUAUCUCCAACUUCUUUAAGCUGGCUAAGGAAAGUCCACAGACACUGGUGCGAGCUUUAAAUUAUGAAUUAUUGUUUCAACAUGUAUUGCUCCUUCCCAUUAAUCCUAUCUUGGCAUGGUGGUAAUUGGCUC